This is a messenger RNA of Eurypyga helias (sunbittern), 430 nucleotides long. Its product is annotated as voltage-dependent calcium channel subunit alpha-2/delta-1-like. Gene Ontology annotation, cellular component: L-type voltage-gated calcium channel complex. The record is from RefSeq and is a predicted model, not a curated record. The annotation marks the transcript as partial. Gene Ontology annotation, molecular function: voltage-gated calcium channel activity. Lineage: Eukaryota; Metazoa; Chordata; Aves; Eurypygiformes; Eurypygidae. The transcript has 6 exons.
UGAACUUCACAAAUGCCUCCUCUGCCAUGCCAAUGCCUUCCUGCAUGCUGUUUGGGUUUGACCAUGCUUUUCAUUAUCCAUUGCAUAAUCCUAAAUCCCAGGAACCUGUUACACUGGAUUUUUUAGAUGCUGAAUUGGAAAAUGAUAUUAAAGUUGAGAUUCGGAAAAAAAUGAUAGAUGGAGAAAGUGGAGAAAAAACAUUUGAAACACUGGUCAAGUCCCAGGAUGAGAGAUAUAUUGAUAAAGGAAACAGAACAUAUACAUGGACUGCUGUGAAUGGCACUGAUUACAGUUUGGCAUUGGUGUUACCAUCAUACAGCUUUUAUUAUAUUAAAGCCAAAAUAGAAGAACCAAUAACUCAAGCCAGAUUUUCAGAAACACUGAAGCCUGAACAUUUUGAUGAAGCUGGCUACACGUUUAUAGCACCAAG